AUGCAAGUUUGCAACUCCUUCAAGCUGCGCCUCGCGCGAGUCCAGAGUGUGGUGAAGAAUGUGGUCAACCGUCGCCUGCGGAAGGAGAAGAAGAGACGCUCAAUCCAGAUUUCCGAGCCCUUCGCAUUCAGGCACGUCACGACGAACAUAAAAGGUCUCAGCGAGGAUGAGCUCCAGGUCCUCCGCGAGAAAGCCAUCGCCAGCCGCUUCUCCACCAUCGACGCCCAGCUCGCCCAGCAGCAGCAGCAGCACGACCUCCACCAGAAGCCGGCCCGGACCAACAAGACCCGAGCGGGCUACCGCGGCCUCACGUCCUCCCCGCUGAGUGCCUCACGACCUUCCAUCACCCAGUCGUUUGCGGCCGAGGACAGCGCCUCGCAGCUGAGCCACACGACGGCGUCGUCGACGAGCGGCGGGAGCGACCACGGCUGCGACCUGGGCAAGGAGACCCUCAUCUAG
Diaporthe citri is the source of this 459-nucleotide messenger RNA. RefSeq lists its product as uncharacterized. The record is from RefSeq and is a predicted model, not a curated record. Lineage: Eukaryota; Fungi; Ascomycota; Sordariomycetes; Diaporthales; Diaporthaceae. The coding region runs from base 1 to 459 and encodes 152 amino acids. The transcript is spliced from 3 exons.